Molecule: messenger RNA, 3750 nt
Organism: Saccostrea echinata
Lineage: Eukaryota; Metazoa; Mollusca; Bivalvia; Ostreida; Ostreidae
Product: transmembrane protein 87A-like
Exons: 21
Coding region: 21-1754 (577 amino acids)
Biological process (GO): retrograde transport, endosome to Golgi
Cellular component (GO): membrane; Golgi apparatus
Source: RefSeq, a predicted model, not a curated record
UCAUAUGAGAACCGGAAGUGAUGCUGAACUUGUUGACUGUCGCUCUCUGCGUCUCUGGCGUAAUUUCCAUAUCUGAGCCAGGGAUUUGGAGAGUUAAAUAUGAUAAAGAGAAGAUCAUUUAUGCUUUUCAUAAAAGCAUGUACAAGGGAACCAACAUAGCUGUGAAAGUUGACUGUCAACAAGCUGCAAAGAGUAAAGGAAAGACAAUGCUGACCAUUGAAUGGGUGUUACGAUACUCCCCAUGUGCUGAGGAGUUUACUGGAGUGGAAGAUGAUGUGAGUAGACAAAUGGUGUACUUAAACUCACCAGAAGCACAGCAGAUCCAAAGCAACCCAUAUACAAAAGUAGAGUACAUGAAAAACAGAACCACACAUGACUGUGAGAGUACUUUCUUUUGGUUACCAUUUCAACCCAGUAAACAAGAGACAGUGGAUGCAUAUGUACAGCCUCAAAAUGCUACAAAAACAGAGAAGGCAAAAAGUGAGAAAAAAUCCAAAAGAGGUGCAAUAAGUAAUGCAGUAAAAGCACAGCCAAGCAAAUCUACAGUAUCUCCAACUACAAAAGCUGCUGCUGUUACUACAGCAGCACCGCCACCACCUCCAGGGGAGAAGGACCGACCAGCAUUCCAAAGAACCUGGAGAGAUGGCUACUUUGUCUUUGUUAUGAGGAUUACAAAUUCAGAAACUGCAUUCCAUGCAGAAGUGGACGUGGAAAUGUAUGGAGAGUAUGGAUUCAUUUCUGCUGUGGAUAUGCCCCUCCUAAUUUUUUACGGAGUGAUGGGAAUUGUAUACAUAAUCUUUGGACUAAUGUGGUUAGUUCUGUUGGCCUGUAGUUGGAAGGAUCUCUUGAGAAUUCAGUUCUGGAUUGGUGGAGUUAUUGUCCUUGGCAUGCUGGAGAAGGCAGUCUUUUAUGCUGAAUAUCUAAGUAUCACCACUCAAGGCCAUUCAGUGAGAGGAGCUGUGAUCUUCGCUGAACUGGUUUCUUGCCUCAAAAGAGCCCUGGCCAGAAUCCUAAUCAUUAUUGUCAGCCUGGGAUUUGGAAUUGUCAAACCUCGACUUGGUACCACUUUCCACAAAGUUGUAGCCAUGGGAACCGUGUUCUUCAUUUUAGCCUCAAUAGAGGGUUGUAUGAGGCAAUUGAAGCCUAAGGAAGAUAAUUCGACAGAUACAAUGUUAGCACUAGUGCCAUUGGCUGUCACUGAUGCCUCAAUAUGCUGGUGGAUAUUCUCCAGCCUUAUACAAACUACCAGAACCCUGCGCUUGCGACGAAAUGUUGUCAAGCUCUCACUGUAUAGACAUUUUACCAAUACUCUUAUUUUUGCUGUUCUAGCUUCAAUUGCUUUUAUGAUCUGGUCAUUUACACAGUAUAGAUUGAAGACAUGCAUAACAGACUGGAGAGAAAUAUGGGUAGAUGAGGCUUUCUGGCACCUGUUGUUCUCUGUGAUUUUGUGUGUGAUUAUGGUACUAUGGAGACCCUCAGCUAACAAUCAGAGAUAUGCAUUCUCUCCCCUGUUGGAUGCUGCUGAUGAAGAAGAAGAGGAAAACUUGAUGAAUGAUGCAUUUGAUGGAAUGAAAAUGCGAGGAGUGAAGGGAGCAGCAAAUGGAUCACCUAAAAGUCGAAAAAGUGUGGAUGAAGACUUGAAGUGGGUGGAAGAAAACAUUCCAACAUCACUCACUGACAAAGCUCUUCCAAGUCUCCUAGAUUCAGAUGAGGAAAUGAUGACAACCAGAUAUGAAGUCAACAAGAUGCAGUGAUUAUCUCUGCUGGAAAUGUUUCAUAAUAAAUAUAUAGAUUUGUUAUCCUCAAUCUGAUGAUCUUGCAUCACUAUAGACUGUCUGAGUAGGGAACAUGAGAGUUGUGAACUGAUAUUGCUUGACUAUGACUGAAAGUUUAACUGUGAUGUUGCUUGUGUAGAAUGCUUUAUCAGACAAAAGAAAAUAAGAAAAGAUGGUUUUGUAUUUAUAAAUUAAGUUAAUUCACUAGGAGUUGUUUAUUGGAAUGUUUGUUAUUUCUGGUUUGUACAUGCAACAAGGGAUUUAUGGUAUAAUUUUUUUGCAAUCGGUGAGGUGUAUGUUAUCAGGGUGAUAACUUGCACUUCUGCUAUAUAUAUUUACAUUUAUCAUUUCAUUCAAAGUUGGGUGUGAUUUUAUUUCUUCAAAAUUCAACAUUUUAAUCUUGUAUGUGAUGUGAUGCUUUAUUCAUUGCUUUGGAGAACAAUUUUAGAUUAUUUGUAAUGUAAGGUCUUGGAUUGCCUGUGAAAUUGCUUUUUUUGAAAUGUAAAUGAGAGUAAUGGAAUGAAAUGAAACUUCUCUGUAAAACUUCUUGGUAAUAAUAGACAUGUCCUGGAUUCAUCAAUUUCAUGAGAACUUUUCUUAGUAUAGAGAAACUAUGUAAUAAUGCGCAAAAAUGAAAGUUCUUACAACUGAAAUGUGAAUUGCACAGUAUUACAUUUUUGAAUUGAAAAUUUAAAUUUAUUCCAUAAGGAACAUUUUUCAGAAACGACAAAAAAAGUAGUUCUGUCAAUUUGUCAAUGUCAGCAUAUCUAGUGAUAUAGGAUAUAAUAACUGUAAAAUUCGGAAAUUUUUGUAAAAAUAAUGGUGUGCAUGAAGAUUAUAAACUGUGUCUCUAAAUGAAGAAUUCUUAUUGUGUUUGUUAAAUGCCUUGUAUAUUAACACAAUAUCUUUUCUGCUUCUGCAGUGUUAAAAUACUGUACGUGUACAUAAAUUGGCAUAUUCAAAAUUUAGCACAAUCACUUGGUAUGGAGUUGUUGGCAAAAUCAUUAUUUAGCGCUAUACACGUCCAUGCUGAAUAUUGUAUUUAUAAAUGAUUUCUUAGCAGUAUCCAUGAAUUAGCGCAUUUUGUCUUCGCCAAAGCCGCUAAAGUAUGAAGCCCGCUUUUUUUAAGUACACAUACAGUAUUUAGAGGUACAUUUCACCCUUUACUCUCAGAACAUUUGAUAGUACCAUUCUGAGUGUAGUAGUGGGAAAAAAAGGAAACCUUUGACAUCCAAAGAAAUUGUUUAUAGUGUGCAAAAAUUUAUAGAAUAGGCACUCAAGUUCUUGAAAAUGUAGUUGUUGAAAUCAUUGUUACCUUUAUAAGAUUUUCAGAUUUCAAUCAAAAAUGUGUAAUUGACCUAUUCCAAGUGUAAUUUUUUUGGUCUUGUGUAUCUGGUAAUGCUAAAAUUACAUAUCAGUACAGGAUGGGAAUAUUUAUAAUUUAGGUUUACCGUUACAUUCUGGACAUUACACAACUCAUAACCUAUGUAUAUUCAUCUAUGUUUAAAUAUGUUGCAGUAUGGGGACCAGUUGCUCUGUGUGAAUUUUUUAAUGGCAGUGAAUGUUAAAAGGUAUGCCAGGUAGACUGGGAGGAUAUUCUGUGUAUUUAUUUACAAGUGCUUGUAAUUUGUAGGUUGCAUUCCAUUAUCUUCAAUGAUUUUUGACAGACAUUAUACAUGUACUGCAAUAUGUAUUAAAACUUUGAGUUGAUAUUGGUUAAAUACUUGCACCUAAAAUCUGUAAUGCUAUGACAUGUAGUCGAUCAGUUUGUAAAUAAGUACAUGUAUUAUAGCUUACUAGUAUAUAGAGUGGUGACGCAAAUUCAGUUCCCUGUAAUUGCCUAUUUCAUUAAGUUAAAAAGAUGCACUUUUGUUAAUAACCAUUUAUAUUCAAUAAGUAUAAAGAAUAUACUUUUUGUGAAUUCCAUAUGUAUUUUCUUCUCAUUUUUAAGUUCAAUAAAGUAUAACAAAAUUUG